Molecule: messenger RNA, 870 nt
Organism: Caenorhabditis angaria
Lineage: Eukaryota; Metazoa; Nematoda; Chromadorea; Rhabditida; Rhabditidae
Source: the annotation of a GenBank genome assembly
AUGGGUCGCAUGCACAAUCCAGGAAAGGGUAUGGCGAAAUCCGCCAUCCCAUACCGUCGCUCGGUUCCAUCAUGGCAAAAACUCACCGCCGAAGAUGUCCAAGACCACAUCGUCAAGCUUGCCAAGAAGGUUUGCGAAAGAUCAGAGGAGUUAUUCAGUGCGAUUCUGAUAACUACCAUACGAUCACAAUAACUGGAUUCAUGCAGAAUUCCUUGGUAUAGGGAGUCAGGGUUGGAAUACCUGCAUGAGUUCAGAAGGGCCGUUUAUCGUACCUAAAAGUGCGCCACUCGGUUACCUUUUACUUGCAUAUGACAAGAUUAAACGUCUGAUUUUGCAGGGUCUCCGUCCAUCCCAAAUCGGUGUUAUCCUCAGGGAUUCCCACGGAGUUGGACAAGUCCGCCGUCUUGCCGGAAACAAGAUCUUCCGUAUCUUGAAAUCCAAGGUUGGUUUUUGGGACAGUUAGAAUACGCUCCUUAAAAGCACUGGUUAUCGGAUCCAAUCUUAUCCAUGCCAGCCGUCAAAUGAGAGCAAUAUGAAACAUCUUGUUUUUGGGUGAGGUGCGACUAAAUCAGGUCGUGUCUCAAUAACACGAUGACAAUCCAACCAAUUUUCCCUUUCCCCCAACUUUAUCUAACCAAUUUUUUCCAGGGAAUGGCUCCAGAGCUCCCAGAAGAUUUGUACCACUUGGUCAAGAAAGCCGUCGCCAUCCGCAAGCAUCUUGAGAGAUCUCGCAAAGAUAUCGACAGCAAAUACCGUCUCAUUUUGGUCGAAUCACGUAUCCACCGUUUGGCCAGAUACUACAAAACCAAGAAACAACUCCCACCAACCUGGAAGUACGAGUCAGCCACCGCUGCUUCCCUCGUCUCAUAA